AUGGAGAUUCAUCUUUCUCAAACUUAUCAUGAAGGACUUCUGAAAUUACAAGCCAAAGAAUAUAAGAAAGCUCGCAAACUUUUAGAAGCGUUUUUGGCACUGAAGAACCUUUCCAUUGUUGGGCAUUUGAGCAGGGGCUUUUUUGCAGCCCCAACAAUUGUAAGCAUGAACUUUGAUUUUUUCUAUUUUGUUGUUGGAGAACUAUUGUAG
This is a messenger RNA of Ilex paraguariensis (yerba mate), 210 nucleotides long. Lineage: Eukaryota; Viridiplantae; Streptophyta; Magnoliopsida; Aquifoliales; Aquifoliaceae. The record is from the annotation of a GenBank genome assembly.